Messenger RNA from Aureobasidium pullulans EXF-150, 1062 nucleotides. Its product is annotated as heme peroxidase. NCBI's taxonomy places the organism in Eukaryota, Fungi, Ascomycota, Dothideomycetes, Dothideales, Saccotheciaceae. Gene Ontology annotation, molecular function: peroxidase activity; heme binding. Gene Ontology annotation, biological process: hydrogen peroxide catabolic process; cellular response to oxidative stress; response to reactive oxygen species. The record is from RefSeq and is a predicted model, not a curated record. Bases 1 to 1062 code for a protein of 353 amino acids. The transcript has 4 exons.
AUGGCGCAACAUGCAGCCGCACUGUCUCGUCGCGCGCCUCAAGACCUUAUUGUCGACAAUGACAUUGUGCGGAUAGGUCUUGGCGAUGUCAAGAACGGCGGCACCACACCCGUCGGCACAAGUGUCUACAACAUCCUCAUGGGAACAGAAGCUGGCGAUUCGGAUGCGGCUGGAUACAAGCCACCAGGCAUAGUUGGUACCAAGGCAUGUAAGGCUGACACAUGCUGCGUCUGGUGGUGGAUAGCUCAGGCGAUGACUGUUGCCUUCACUGGACCUACCGGUCGAUGCAAUGGCUUCGCUCGUGCAGCCAUACGCUUGGGCUUUCACGAUGCAGGGUCAUGGUCAAGCUCUCUUGCCGCUGCUGGUCAAGACUUUGGUGGAGCUGAUGGAAGCAUUGUCUUAUCAGGCACAGAGAUCAAUAGAGCAGACAACAACGGCCUGCAAGCCAUUGCCAACCAAGCUUUAAUCUGGUCUAAGCUGUUCAAUGUCGGUGUAGCCGAUAUCAUCCAGUUUGGAGCUAAGCAUGCCGUUGUCACCUGUCCCUUAGGUCCACGCACCCGUGUGUUCGUUGGCCGCAAGGAUAGUAAGAAGGCUGCUCCUGAAGGCUUGAUGCCUUCGGUCUCCAUGAGCGCAGACCAAAUCAUCAGCCUCUUCGAGGACAAGACCAUUCAGCCUCAUGAUCUUGCUGCUCUCCUUGGUGCACACAGUACUAGCCAGCAAUUCAACGUCGACAAGACAAAGGCUGGCUUCGGUCAAGAUUCGACACCUGGUGUAUGGGACGUCUCAUUCUACAACGAGACUCUGCAGCCAGGUACAAACAGCAAGGUCUUCAAGUUCCAAAGCGACCUUGUCACGGCGAACGAUUCGCGCGUAAGCGAUGAAUGGCAUGCUUUCAUCGGAGAUCAGAGCCAUUGGAAUGGGGACUACGCCUCCGCUUAUGUCAGACUGAGCAUGCUUGGAGUAAACAACAUCAACAAUCUGACGGAAUGUACACAAGUCAUGCCAGCUGCGAAGAAGACGUUCGCUGGAGCAUCGACACCGGGUCUCUUUGGCAGAUCAUAG